ACCAAUCACAGUCCGCCCUGAUGUGACGUCAUUACCCAGCGACGCUAACUUCCCGCCCACCGCACACCGAAGGAUCACGUGACGUCAUGUUACCGGCAGAGAUGGAUUUCGGUCGCUCUCUGGAGCUCCUCCAUAUGACGGUGUUCAGUCAGUGCUUCUCUCCAUGUGGAAAGUAUUUGGCCGUUGGGAACAAUCUGGGUGAAAUCGGAGUGUUCAGCCUCUCCUCCGCUCUCAGCUCCGAGGCCAAGGAAGAGCACAAGGAGCCCGCCGCUUUAUUCCAAGCACACACAGGUCCCAUCUACUGUCUGAGUUCUACAGAACGUCACCUGAUCAGCGCCGGGGACAAUGAAGUGAAGGGAUGGCUGUGGACUGACCUGUGUAAAAAGGGCUGUGUUCCGUCGUGGAGCCGCGUGGCCCCCAGCAGGAACAAUCUAGAAACUCCGGAAAUCAACAGCCUGGUCCGGAACCCAGCGGACAAUUCUCUUCUCCUGGGAGGAGGCAGCUGUCAGGUUCACGUUAUGGAUCUGGAGACCGGAGCAUUCACCAUGGCGCUCCAGGGACACGAGGACUACAUCCAUUGUCUGGCAUUGCGGGAGCAGCAGAGAGAAUGUGUGUCGGGGAGUGAGGACGGCUCGGUCCGGCUCUGGGAUCUCCGGACCGGAUCACAGACCCACAAGAUCGAGGUGUAUAAAUACGAGGAGUGUGCCCGGCCGCAGUACGGGAAGUGGAUCAGCUGCCUGGCCACGGACUCUGAUUGGAUGGUGUGUGGUGGGGGCCCCAUGCUGUCUUUGUGGCAUCUUCGUUCUGUGACACCGACUACCAUAUUCCCCAUUCAGGAGAGCCAACAGCAAGUCAUGUUCUACCAGGAUCUG
Messenger RNA from Rana temporaria (common frog), 872 nucleotides. RefSeq names its product THO complex 6 (gene THOC6). Gene Ontology annotation, biological process: mRNA export from nucleus. The record is from RefSeq and is a predicted model, not a curated record. Gene Ontology annotation, cellular component: transcription export complex; THO complex. Lineage: Eukaryota; Metazoa; Chordata; Amphibia; Anura; Ranidae. Gene Ontology annotation, molecular function: protein binding.